This is a messenger RNA of Diatraea saccharalis (sugarcane borer), 1513 nucleotides long. NCBI's taxonomy places the organism in Eukaryota, Metazoa, Arthropoda, Insecta, Lepidoptera, Crambidae. The record is from the annotation of a GenBank genome assembly.
AUGGUACACUUUUACUUACUCUCGAAAACAAUAAUAGCAGAUAAGGAUUAGAUUUUGUGGAAGGAGUUUUACAUUGAAGAACGUGGUAUUUUCAUGUAUAUUUUAUUCAUCUAAUUAAUCGCAGGAACAGUGCGUGGCGACAGCCUUUGUACUCGAUAUCGUAGUACUUUUCGUAAAAGUCUUGAAUGAGCUCCUCGACCUGACAACAGAAAAAAUGUCCAUCGAUAUAUUACAGACAAAAUGCGGUGUAUGCUCAGAGGUAGCACACGAGCCCUACAUCGAGUGUUGUGAGUGCGAUGCCUAUUUAUGUACAACAUGUUUCGCGGCUGGGCGUGAAUUUGGGAAUCAUAAAAAUGACCACAAAUAUGCCGUCAGACGCAACGACUUUCCGGUCUUUGACAACUGUAACUGGUCUGCAAAAGAGGAAUGUAAACUACUAACAGCAUUAUCUACAUAUGGUUAUGGUAAUUGGGAAGAGAUUUCCAAAAACGUGCACACACGUUCUAAAUUGGAAUGUCAAGAGCACUAUAAAAAGUAUUACAUAGAAAAUGUGCAGUACAAUGAAUUAAAGUUAUUGCCAGAGACAAAACAAUCAUUAUUUCCAAAGCCUGUUAUACCAUAUUUGUACAGUUUGGAUGUAAGUAGCAAUCCACCUCGAAAUAACCAAAGUGAUCAGCACCUGGCAGGAUAUAAUGCUCACAGAUCUGAAUUCGAACUAAGCUAUGACCAUAAUGCAGAAAGUAUAUUUAAUAUUGAGGAUAAUUAUUCUGACUCUGAUAAUGAUGAUAAUGAAUGUAUGGACUCAUUAAAAAUAGCUUUAGUGAAUUCAUUGAAUACACGACUGAAAGAACGGCAAAGAAGAUAUAAGAUAAUACAAAAUCAUGGGCUUAUAAUACUUAGUAAAUUCUCAUCAUGGCUUCAAAAUUUCGACAGUACCCUUACAAGACCCAAAUAUGAAAGGCUCACAACUUUUAUGCAGUUUAUGACUGGAAUGCAAUUUGAUGCUUUUAUGGAAGGUUUAAACCUAGAGUAUGAGCUUAUUCAAAAGUUUUCACAACUGUGCGAAUAUAGAAGAAAUGGUAUUAGAACUGUUAUCGCUGGCAGGUUACAUAAACAGUUAAAAAAAGAUCAUCAUUUGAUGUUAAAGGAGCAACAACAAGCAUCACAAAUUAUGAUAAACAAAUUUUACAACCAAUCGCCUGUUAAAUACAGGGUCCCAUUCCUUAAUAAAUUUAACCAAAUCAAGAAAGUUAAGAGAACAUGUAUGCCUUUGGACAUAGUGGAUUUGCCAGGAUUUCAUCUUUUAUCAGAUUCUGAAAAAGGCUUAUGUUCAAAUCUCCGUUUGGUUCCAACAAAUUAUAUAGAAAUAAAAGAGCAACUCAUUCUAGAAAAUAACAAAAUGGGCUUUUUACGACUUUUAGAUGCUAGAAGAAUAGUCAAAAUUGAUGUGAAUAAAACUAGAAAAAUUUAUGAUCAUUUGGUAUCUGAAGGUUUUCUUAUUAAACCACUUUAA